Messenger RNA from Engraulis encrasicolus (European anchovy), 4674 nucleotides. RefSeq names its product KAT8 regulatory NSL complex subunit 3 (gene kansl3). Gene Ontology annotation, cellular component: NSL complex. The record is from RefSeq and is a predicted model, not a curated record. The transcript has 22 exons. Bases 232 to 2883 code for a protein of 883 amino acids. NCBI's taxonomy places the organism in Eukaryota, Metazoa, Chordata, Actinopteri, Clupeiformes, Engraulidae. Gene Ontology annotation, biological process: positive regulation of transcription by RNA polymerase II.
UGAGAAACAAAAGGAAGUCAGCCAUUACUGCAGCUACAACCGCGGGAGUGGAUUUAAACUCGGACAAGGAAUUAUCAUUAAAACAUUCUAAGUAUCACUCUCGCAGGGUUAUAUUUCACAGCGAGAUGACGCAUGGGUCAUUUUGAACGAGGAACAUUUGAACUCAUGCAAGCGCAGAGAGACAUCCCUCCAGUCGGGAGUGUUGGGGCCCAGUGGUGGGCCUAGUGGACGAUGUACCGUGCUGGCGAGAAGGAUUACCAGACGUCGGCCCGCAGGAUGGGGACCUCCCUCCUCUUCCAGCUGUCUGUGCACGAACGGGAGCUGGACCUGGUCUUCCUGGACCACAGCUACGCCAAGCCAUGGAACGCCCAUCCGGACGCCAGCAGCGCCCGGCCCACGCGGAUGCUGUUUGUAACUCCUCGGAGGCAACCGGAAACGCCCCUGGAGUCUGACAUCUUGGUUGACGUGGAUACGGUCACGUCCACAGCAGUGCCUCUCUAUGACAACGACAAGGCGCGGACCGUGAUGAACGAGUGCGAGAGGCAUGUUCUCUUUGCCCGCACGGUCGCCGACGGACCACCACCGCCGGACGACUGGGAGGAACACAUCAACAAGACUGGGUGGUCCAUGGCCCAGAACAAACUCUUUAAUAGGGUACUGAAGGCUCUGCAGGCGGAGCGACUUGCCCGGCUGUCCAAUGAGAGUGCCUCUAACGAGCCGGUGCUGCGGCGCAUCGCGGUGGACAAGUGCGCGCGCAAGGUGCGCCACGCCCUGGCCAGCGUGAGCUGGGACACCAAGCUGACCCAGUGGCUGCACACCACCCUCAUCGAGUCCCUCAGCCUCGCCAUGCUGGCCGCCUACCUGGACGUCCUGCAGACACUCAAGAGCAAGGUGCCAUCUCUGAUAGACCGGAUGCUGAUGACGUCGUCGGUGAAGAGUGGGGCGGCGGGGGCCGAGGCUCUCUCCCUGCUGCUCAAGAGGCCAUGGGACCCGGCUGUGGGCGUGCUCUCACAGAACAAGCCAAGUAAACUUCCUGGCUCGCCGCUGAUCUUGAUUGCUCCGUCGGGCCCCACCAACCCCUCCUUCCCCACCUCGCGAAGGAUGCGCUUCUGGCAGUCCCAGCUCUCCUGCCUCGGAAAGGUGAUCCCCAUCCACACCCAUGUGGUGAGCAGUGGGGCCAACAUCGGCAUCAGCCAGUGUCUGGAACACAUGAUCGGAGCCGUCAGGGGCAAAGUCAUGGAAGUCCACAGCCAUUUCCCUCACAAACCUAUCAUCCUUGUUGGCUGGAACGUGGGUGCUCUCAUCGCCUGCCAUGUGUCACUGAUGGAGUACCUAACGGCUGUGGUGUGUCUUGGUUUCCCACUGCAGACCGUGGACGGAGCCAGAGGGGAUGUAGACGACCCUCUUCUGGACAUGAAGACGCCGGUGCUGUUCGUUGUGGGCCAGAACGCUCUGCAGUGUGGAACUGAGAACAUGGAGGAGUUCCGGGAGAAGAUCAGGGCUGACAACAGCAUGGUGGUGGUGGGAGGAGCCGACGACAACCUCAGGAUCAACUCUGCAAAGAUGAAGACUGAAGGGCUUACUCAGACCAUGGUGGACCGCUGUAUUCAGGACGAGAUUGCGGACUUCCUGACGGGCGUGUUGACGCGUGCGGACGGCCACGGGCAUGGCGCUGGCGAGAUGCGGGACAUGGACACGGAGAAGAAGAAGAAGCCGCGCCGAGAGCUGCCCUUUGACCUGGAGCGGCCGCGACCCUCCUCGCCCUCCGUACGGGUGCCCAUCUCGCCCUCCGGCUCAGAGGACAUGUCGAGUGUGUGCAGCAGUCCCACGUCCAGCCCUAAGCCCAAGACCACGGGCCUGUCCCCGGCCCAGAAGUCCAGCCUCAUCACGGCCACCCAGCUGCUCAAGACACACAUGCAGCGCACAGGGACUGUGCUCACACACAAGCAGGCACAAGCUCAGUUUGCAGCUUUUAUGAAACAAAACAUGCUUGUGAGGAAAAGCCUUCCUCCUGGCACGCCCUCCUGCCUCUUCGUUCCAGUGUCGAGUGAGCCGUCAGAGGGUCUGGACCGUGAGGACCUGCGUGUUCACCUGAAGCGGCGUCAGACUCCCAGCCCCACGCCCAGCAAGGCCUCCAAGAGGGCCAAGAUCAAAGUCACCAUUGUGUCCCACACCGGGGCCGGGGGAGAGGGGGGCGGCAAUGUCAGCUCAGCCGGUCAGGAAGGGUGCUCGUCAGUGAAGCCCCUGACUGUAACCAUGGGAGCAGCUACGGCAGCCAAGGAGCUCUCUGGACUCCUCACCGCACAAAGGGCUGGUCUGGCGGAGGUUUCCAGUGCCAGCUUUCACAACAUCCAGAGCUGCUCCACCUCACCUGCCCAGGGCACCACUCCUGCCACCAGCCAGGCUCCCUCGGCCAGUAGUCUGCUCCAGGGCCUGAGUUUCAGUCUGCAGGAGAUUGUGACCAAGUCCCCCAGCCUCCCCUCCACAGCUGCCACUGACACGCAGGUAUCGGCCGGCGUGGGUGGCAAGCCCCAGGUGCUGGCUUCCCUGGCCAGCAGCUCCUCGGCGGGCAGCAGCAGCAGCGGAGGAGGAGGCAUGGGUGGCACGCUGGUGCGCGCGGUGCCGCUCGUCUCCGGGGGCGCGGGCUCCUCGCCGUCAGGGCUGGCCAGCAGCAAGGCCACGGCCAUCCACCAGCUGCUGACCAACGGCGGCCUGGCCAAGCUGGCCUCUAGCCUGCCGGGCCUGGCCCAGGUCUCCAACCAGGCGGCCGCCGCUGGGCUGAAGGCCCCCACCACCAUCACUGUGACGCUGCGAGGGCAGCCCAGCAGAGUGGCCCCCCUGGGCCAGGCCCCUGCCCCUACCAGACCCCCAGACAACAAGUGAGGGACACGGCCGUGGCUGCACUGAAGUGUAAAGCGCCAUGGUGAAGGCCUGUGCUACAAUCAUCUCAUGGAGCCUGAUGGAAGCCAGGAGAUCACGCAAGGCAUGGACGGCUAAACGAACUCUGUGGAUGCUGCUGUCAUGAUCUAGAUCUGAAAUCCAGACCUGGGCGUUAUCCAGAAGCGAUCUACCACACAAUGAAGAAUGUGACAUGUGGUGUGAGGGCUGCUGGGUCAGGAGUGAUGCACUCAAGCAGAAUAAGUCAGUACAAGACGUUUGAUGGAGACAUCGUGUUAAGUGUUUCAAAGACAUUGUACAGAGGAAACUGCAAUGGUCGGAGACGCUGGAGUUAGUUGCACCUUUUCCCUUUCAAUGUCCAUCUCCAGACCUAGAGAUAACAAUCCUGUUGCUUUUACCUGUAUUACAAACUGUUGCCUCAUCAAGAUAACAUCUCCAAGGAUGCGAUUAGAGGAAGAUUUAUGUUAAUGCCUCUGAUAGAGAGGAGUGUAUUUUUUGUAUCAUUUGUUUGUUUUUUUUAAUGUUUUUUUCCACAAACCUGAGUAGUUUGUGAGAACAGGUAGUUGCUUAUACUGCUCAGAUUCUGUAUGGAGGUUUGGGGCAUAUUUGCUUUAGUUGACUGCAUUCAAUUAUGUGUAGGACCUCUGAUAACUGGAAGGAAAUCGCUAUUUCAUUUAGUGUAAAUUAGUACUUAAUAAAAGUGUGUAGCCUUGAAUAAAAGCUAGAAAAAUGAAGGAGAAAAGAACUCUGUUGACCUGUGCUGCGCUGUUUUGGCUUUGCACACCAAAAAAAUAUCUAAGGAGCAUAUUAGUCCUGUGACAUAUAUAAGAUCGUUGCUGAGAGAAAACACAACAUGCUAGAAUACACUAUUCAAGACCAUUCCAUGGAAUCUUUUCUUUGAGACAGAGACAGUCCUUACCUUACAACAUUCUGUUCAGCAGCUGUUGUUACUGACCAACAGCAGGUUACUAUGUUUGGACCUUUUAAAGUGCCUCUAUAAAUUGUGGGGAUUAACCUGUUACACAAUGAUUUAAUUUCCAAGUUUGUCUUUUUUUAUUGUUAUGUCCAGUCAGAUAUUUCUCAAAACCAGUUUUCUCCCUCAUAAUGCCUAGUCUAGACUACUAAUGAAUCUCCUGCUGAGCUUGAAAUAUAGAUAGAUGGAUAUCAUGGUGGUUAGACCCACCCCCUUCACCCAGCCUCAAUUUAAUUUCAUGCCCUUCAGCAAUCAAGAUCAAAGUAACUGAGUUGGCCACACUUUUCAUUGCGCUAAUGAUCUCAGUGUUAAAUUACCUUCUGCUUUAUCUUCAGGCAGUUCUCUGUGACUGAUGUAUGUUUUUGUUCUUGACAGCAGGUGCAGUCUUCAAAAGUUAGGUGAAGCUGAAAGGAAAUACAUGUAUUUGAUGAGGUCGUGACAAAUUGCUUUUUUGGUUUAAUUUUGUUUUUUUUCUGUCAUUUUCCUGUCAGUCAUUCUACAAAUCAAUUAUAUACUAAUGUUUCAGGUUUCUUUUUCAUGUUUCUAUUUGUUCUUUCCUGAAGUGGUUCUUGUGACAAAUGUAUUUCACUUUUGAAAUACCCCCCCCCCCCCAGCAUUGUGUGUUCUUCAAUACAAUGUUAAAACCUGUGUUUAGCACCAGAAAAAUAGCAAAAUGGAAAUAUUUUCAGUUAUUUCAAUUGAAUAAUAUAUUCUAUGUUGACAACUGUGUCCAAUGUAAUAGCAUAGCAUACUGUAUGUCCCACUGCUAGUGAGUGAUGCAAAUAAAACAGAAUUCACCAUUA